AUGCCAAAAUACCCAAACCCGUAUGCGGCCGUAAACGACGCCGACUUGCUCUCCGAGGCCUUCGCCCGCAGCGAAGAUGGACGAGACCCUCUGAGCAGCCUACGCGCCGAGUUUGUCAUCCCGACAAAGGGCGACCUGCGCAACAAACAAUAUGGGCCCCUGGGAAACCAGGCAGCAGGCGCACACAGUGAAGACGACGACCAUGAGGAAUCCGUCUAUCUGUGUGGAAACUCACUCGGGCUGCAACCACGCCGAACGCGUGAGUAUGUGAACCGUUAUCUCGACACUUGGGCGUCAAAGGGCGUCUUUGGGCACUUCAAGCCUCUGGAGGGUGGACAUCCGCCAUGGUUGGACCUCGACGACGCGCUCAAGGAACAGACUGCCAGAAUCGUCGGAGCUCUUCCCUCCGAGGUCGUCGUCAUGGAGACGCUGACGGCCAAUCUGCAUCUCCUCAUGUCGAGCUUUUACAAACCUACGCCUGAUCGGUACAAGAUCAUCAUCGAAGGGAAGGCAUUCCCCAGCGACCAUUACGCCGCUCAGUCGCAGCUCGCGCACCACAAUAUCCCCUCCUCCGCCCUUAUCACCAUCACCCCACCCUCGGCCGACUCUCCGUAUCUCACCACCGAACAUAUCCUCUCCGUCAUCUCCCAGCACAACGCUAGCACUGCCCUCGUCCUCCUUCCGGGAAUUCAAUUCUACUCAGGCCAGUUCUUCGAUAUCGAGCUGAUAACACGCCACUGCCACAGCCUGGGCAUAACAGUGGGCUGGGACCUCGCCCACGCCGUCGGUAAUGUGCCCGUCAAGCUGCACGACUGGAAUGUCGACUUUGCCGCAUGGUGCAACUACAAGUACAUGAACGGCGGACCAGGUGUUAUCGGCGGGCUGUUCGUGCACGACAACCACGCCAAGGUCGAACAAACCCAGGUCGACGGCGAUGCGAAGCACAUCAAUCACAACCAACUCGUCUACAAACCCCGCCUCAGCGGCUGGUGGGGCAGCGACAAGAGCCGCCGCUUCCGCAUGGAAAAUGAAUUUGUGCCCAUCCCGGGUGCGAGCGGCUUCCAGCUCAGCAACCCUAGCGCACUAGAUAUGACCUCCGUUCUCGCGAGCUUAGACGUCUUUUCGCUCACAUCGAUCGAGGCUUUACGUGCGCGAAGUCUGCGCCUCACUGCAUACCUUGAAGAGCGCCUCUUGCGCUACGACAGCAAGCCGCCGCCGUACAAGAUCAUCACUCCCGCCAACCCUGCAGAACGUGGCGCACAACUCAGUGUACUGCUGAACCCAGGCCUUUUGGAUCAUGUUCUGAACUACAUCGAAGAACACGGCGUAGUCGUCGACGAACGAAAACCAGAUGUCCUGCGCGUGGCGCCCGCUCCCUUGUACAACUCAUUCUGGGACGUGCAUCGCUUCGUUGUUAUCUUCCAGGAAGGGUGCCGAAGAGCCAUUGCACGAACAGGCAGCAAAUCUGCCGAGACGACCAACGGCGCUUCCUAA
Molecule: messenger RNA, 1494 nt
Organism: Didymosphaeria variabile
Lineage: Eukaryota; Fungi; Ascomycota; Dothideomycetes; Pleosporales; Didymosphaeriaceae
Product: Kynureninase (L-kynurenine hydrolase)
Exons: 2
Coding region: 1-1494 (497 amino acids)
Biological process (GO): NAD+ biosynthetic process
Cellular component (GO): cytoplasm
Molecular function (GO): kynureninase activity; pyridoxal phosphate binding
Source: RefSeq, a predicted model, not a curated record